Molecule: messenger RNA, 987 nt
Organism: Yamadazyma jaroonii
Lineage: Eukaryota; Fungi; Ascomycota; Pichiomycetes; Serinales; Debaryomycetaceae
Source: the annotation of a GenBank genome assembly
AUGAAUGAAAUGAAUUACGAUUAUCAUAAUGAAUAUUAUCAAGACCCAUACCUGAAUGAAAUAAGUCAUCACCCUAAUUCAAUUAUAAAUCAAAAUUUUACCCAACCACAAGAUUAUAGAUAUGGUUAUAAUGAUAGUUAUAAUCAGCAAAUAUCCAUGACUUUAUCUAAUCAAAUGUCCAAUCAAAUGUCUACGCAAAUACCUACACAAAUACCUACACAAAUACCUACACAAAUGGCUCCAAACAUGCAAACUUCUACACAACAGACAAUUUAUGAUUACCAAACUUAUUAUGGAUUACAAAGUCCUUUCCAAGAAACUUUUCCUUUAAACGCAGUUGAUGAAGUUGUUCCUGUUAAUGUACCUAUAAAUCAUAUGGGUCAAGUAUCAGUUCCAUUAUCAGCUCCCAUUCGUGCCUCCGUUUCUAUGACUCCCGUUCAAGUGGCUUCCCUUCAUGAUUCUAUUAAUUCGAUACCCCAUAAUAUAACGUCAGCUUCAGUUCCUUCAUUGGUAUCAGUAAAUUCCGUGGCUUCAAUGCAAUAUCUUCCUGAAACUCCAUUACCAGUUAAUUCGUCAUAUUUACCAACUCCAAAAAACACCGAUAAAAUACCCGAUUCUCCAAUGUUUAGAAGUCCGGAAUUCUUCGAUAUAGAUACUAUAGGCACUAUAGAGUCUGUAGAUACCAGUGAAACUACUGAUGAUGAUAAAAAUCUCGAAGAAUUUAUGAGUGAAGAAAUAAAUGAAAUUUUAUCUGACCCCAUAAACUUUUCCCCAAAAAAGAAGAAAAAAAUUCGUAAAGCAAAAUCCUUGCAAGAUUAUUCAUCAAAGUUUUCAUUAAAUUCGAAAUUCUCCAUUAUAAUAGAAAAUGAAGAAUUAAAAAAGGGCAAAUCUACAACAAAUUUAAGAAAAACCCCAAAACCUGAAAUUUCUAUGAAAGAGGGUAUCGUAAAUUUCCUGAUUAAUCCCAAACGUAAAAUAAAACGUUAA